AUGGCGCAGCUCAUCUCAUUGCGACUGCUUCUCGCCUUCCUGCUGUCAGCCUGCGGUCGUGGCAGCUUUCUACCCGCUAUGAAGACCCUUCAGGGGCCCAUGGGAGCGAUGGCAAAGAAAGCGAGGCGCCUUCAGAUGGGGAUGGACCAGGAAUGUAUGACCAAGUGCCCUGGCCUGCUCUUCAUGAUGACGGACCUGAUGUCUGGCAUGCAGACCAACCCACCUGCAGGAGAUAAUGCUAGUGAUGCUACUGCGGGAUUCGAUGCCCUUGCAACCAUGAUGGGAGCAAUGUUCACAGCGAUGUGCAAGCACUCGGAAGCCAUGACUUGCAUGAUGACAGAGUGCGUGGACCCGAACGCAGCACCUACAAAUGGCGACGCGGGAGAGAUCGGUAUUGACUCGCUGCAGCAGUUCAUGCCCUGCUUGUGCGAUGCUUGCCCAGGGUUUAUGGACCUCUUCACAAGCCUUGGGUCGACUGCGGCCUUGCUCGAGAACGUAACGAACAUGACGGAGGUGGGCCCUCAAGCCUUGACCGUGAUGUGCCCGAUGGUCUCAGCCACAGAAUGCCUUUCGACCAACGCGGCAUGUUCGGCCUUCGUCCAAUCGAAUGGCGAUCUUGGGGCGGAAGCGGGCAACAUCAGCAUGAUCAAAUCGCAGUGCGAAGAAGCUGGCUUCCGGCAGCCCUUUCGCUUUGCAGCAGGCUGGAGCGAUUCUUCGGAAAGUCUGGCGAAAGGCAUCGUGGGUCGAUAUUUUUCACCGUUUCCGAUUUGCUGCUUUCUGAUGAGUGGCUGCGUCAAAGAUGCGGACAAGGGUGACUAUGCCAGAAUCCUCGAUUAUUACCUUUUGCCGCCGAAGGUGGGCAUGCACCUGGAUUUCCUGGGGCCGCAGGAGUUGAGCGACCCGAGCUUGGAGGGGCUCGGCCACUUCCUGCUGAAGGACACGUCGCCGCUGGGCGAUUUCGUGAUCUUCGAAAAGGCCGAUUCUCCAGGCAGCUUCUUCCGACGCUUUCCGAUUCACCGGAUGCUCAUAAGCUUGAACAAGAGGCACACGAGAGUCCAGAAUGCCGAGUUUCGAAUGCGACACGAUUGGAACUCCCUGAUCGGGACAGGUGAUGCAGGGAUCUCGCCCGUGACUGCAAGAACCUCCGAGCUCUAUCCCCAUGCGGAUGUCCUCGCCCAGUACCUGGAGGACUUCGGGGAGCACCUCCGGAAGAAGAUUCAGUAUAGCACCGAGGUCCGCGAGAUUAUCCCGGCGAGCAGCAGACAUUUCGAAUUGGACCUUGCAGGCCCCACGGGUUCGGCGCGACACCGUUGUGGACGCGUGGUGCUCGCCACAGGGCUGCAGCCCAACAGACCGAGCAGCAUCAUCGGGGAGGAGCUCCUCACCGGCUACGAGGACCUGCCGCAGACCGGCCAGGCAUUUGAGAAUCGCUCGGUGCUGGUCUGGGGCUUCGGGAAUGCAGCGCAUGAGACCAGUCGCGAGCUGCAGAAGCACACGCAGGCGAUCACCCUGCUCCAUCGCACGCCGGCGCCCUCGCCCACGGCCCCAAGACCAUCGGCGCUGCCCCGCUUCGCGUUCUUCACCCACUAUCCUGGGGACAUCCGGACUGUGACAAUGCAGAUCUACGACUCGUACCUGUUGAAGGCACUGGAUGUGAAGCUGCCUUACGCCGGAGAGGAGGAGGAGCCUGUGUUUUUGCGGUGUCUACAGCGCAUGCUGUGCAUCUGGGUUUCCAAGCGCAGUCGCUGUGGUGGAGCAGGUGAAGAGCGUCAUAUCCUACCGAAUCGCCUGGUUCCGGCGUCUGCUCCCCGGCAGUGCGCCGUUUCGGUGGGUCCGCUCGAGGCCGAGGAUCCUGCAGCUGCUCCGCUGCUGAUGCUUCUCGCAUCUCUAUCCCGUCGGGGCCUGGCCGUGGAUGGUCGGGACUUUGCCUGGGAGGCACCUGCCGAGGAGCAUCCUGCCUUGGCUUCUCGACUUGCAGAGCUUGGCUACAGGAGCGUGGACGAGUAUCUGUCGGUGCGGCAGAGUGAAGGCGUCGCCUGGAACGCGGCGUUCGUCCGACGUGGCCGGCGUCUGGAGCUGAGCUCCGAGUUCCUGGCGACACAGAGACCUUUGCUGGAUCUUGUGGCGAGGUUGCGGCCCCAGCUGAGCCAAGAUCCACUGCGCCAUCCCUUCGAUGUCGGAAUCCGCUGCCUGGGCUGGCGCGGGGCCGUACCGAGUGUGGCAGGUCUGCGUGAGACAGGCAAGUAUCCCAUGAUGGAUGCUUCGUACCAGUCUGCAACGAUUCCGGGACUCUACUUCGCAGGCGCGCUGAGCCACGGCAGGGACUACCGGCGCUCGGCUGGGGGCUUUAUUCAUGGCUUCAGGUACACAGCCCGUGCUCUGUACCGGAUCCUGCGGAGGGAGCAGGCAGGUUGGCCGAACGUGUCCUUCGCUGUGAAUGAGGAGCCUUGGAUGCAGCAGGUGCUUCGCCGGAUAAAUGAAGCCGCAGGCCCCUACCAGAUGUUUGGUGAGCUCGUGGAUGUCCUGCUUUUCAAGGAUGGUCCAGCUGGCCUCGUCGUGCAGUACCUUGAAGAGGUGCCGAUGGCCUAUGCCCAGGAGAACAACGACUUCCGCCGCAGUCCGCGCUUGAUCCUCAGCUUCGUCUACGGCCGUCAGUUCAGCCCCGGGGACCUUCCAAGCCCCGGUGCCGUGGGGGCUGAGUUCGCCGAGCUGUCCGCUUUCCUCCACCCGCGCCUGGAGCUCUUCGAAGCCUUUACAGGUAGCGGCCAUUCGUUGCCGGUUCAUACACACGCCGUGGUGGAAGAUGUCUUUACGGAGUGGCAGUCGUUCGUCGGCCAUGUGGAUCCACUUUUCCGAUUCCUGGCUGCCAGCGCCAAGAUGGCUUCGAAAUGGCUGCGGGCAGAAGGUGCGGUGGCGGCGGUGGUUUAG
Symbiodinium sp. CCMP2592 is the source of this 2928-nucleotide messenger RNA. NCBI's taxonomy places the organism in Eukaryota, Dinophyceae, Suessiales, Symbiodiniaceae. The record is from the annotation of a GenBank genome assembly.